This is a messenger RNA of Morchella sextelata, 4209 nucleotides long. RefSeq lists its product as uncharacterized. The coding region runs from base 1 to 4209 and encodes 1402 amino acids. The transcript has 10 exons. NCBI's taxonomy places the organism in Eukaryota, Fungi, Ascomycota, Pezizomycetes, Pezizales, Morchellaceae. Gene Ontology annotation, biological process: glycerophospholipid catabolic process; proteolysis. Gene Ontology annotation, molecular function: protein binding; aspartic-type endopeptidase activity; glycerophosphocholine phosphodiesterase activity. The record is from RefSeq and is a predicted model, not a curated record.
AUGUCUAGUUCCAAUAUUACCACCCCGCCCACUGCUGCAUCGCCUCCGUCUUUGACGUCUGUAAUUUCCACCACCUCUCCAGUGCGUGACCCUACCACAUCUUUGACAUCAUCAUCUACGGCGCCCCCGAUCACUACAUCCCAAAUAGUUCCUACCACAACAACUCAACCAACAACGUCUCCAACCCCAACAUCCCCAGCCACUACGCCAACCACCACCACCUUGACAACCCCUUCUAUUGUCACGGCAACUCAAGCACCAAUCACAAGUACCUUCGAAACUGUCAUUGUAACUACUGUUUCGCCAUCAAAUGAAACUCCUCGGACAGUCACGCAAACCAUCACUUCGACCAAUAUCACCCCAGGAGGUGUAGCGACAAAUCUAUCAUCAUCUGUUUUUACAUCUAGCGCCGCAACUACCGGCACUUCUACCGCGGAGCAACCGACCAGCUCUUCAGCGGAAAACUCUAAUGCCGGAGGUGGGGGGUUGAACGGAACAGCAAAAGUAGUGGUUGCCGUAAUUGUUCCUAUUAUUGGUGUUGCGUUUGUUGCAAUACUUGUGUUGUUUUUAUGGAAGAGGCGACAAAAGACCAGGGCUGAUGCAGAAGCCAGGAGGAAAGAGGUUGAGGAAUACGGAUACAAUCCCAAUAAUGAUCCCCACGGGGGCGCGGCAUCAACGGCGGCGGGUGUUGGGGUCGCUCGGAGCAAUAGUAACGGUGAAGAAACUCUUUACGAAAUGACAGAAAGCGAUGGAGCUGGUUAUAGAGGAUGGGGGUCGACAAACGGAGGGAGGAAAGCGUCAAAUAUGGGCUCGAGUGUGGGGACUAGCGUACCAAUGUCCCCUGUUGGGAUGGCAUUUUCGGAUGGGGGUUUCACUCAACAGCAACAGCAACAGCAGCAGCAGCAGCAACAAAAUAUCAUUGGCCCCGUCCCAGAUGGGUAUACGGGCGUAGCGACUUCGCCUAGUACAUCUACCUUCCCUGCGGGCAACUCACCUUCUGUUGAUGGUUCAAAUGCUCCUUUGAUACAUGGGAGUCGGCCUUUAACAGCAGACUCUAGUGUAAUUGGAGCCAUGAAUGGUCCUGUCGCGGCGGAAAAUUCCGGGGGAAUUCAUAGAGGCAUUUCUAAUGCAUCUUCAAAUUAUUCCGCCAUGACUCAGUCAGAUCAAUCUGAUGUUGGUCAACCCAUGUCCCAUCACGAUGCCCAAUACUAUGGUGUGGAUGAUGGGAAGUUCGGAAAAACCUUAGCAAAGCGGCAAUUGGACAUUCCCGAGUAUGCGGCCAGCUUUGUCAACUACAAAGCUCUCAAAAAGCUUAUCAAAUCGCUGGGCGCUGGAGUAAAGGCACCAGCUCCUCCAGUACCUUUCCAAAGCCCGGGAGGUCGUUCCUUCAGUAACCCACAGGCUACCUUGCAAGCAAAUAAAGCCACCUUCUUUUUUAAACUGGAAAGAGAGCUGGAGAAGGUGAAUACGUAUUAUUUGCAUAAAGAGGCUGAACUGAAACUGCGGUUGAAAACAUUGAUAGACAAGAAGAGACUUAUACAAUCCAGGAGCGAGACUACCUCUAAAAUUUCAGCAACAUACAUUACUUUGCAGGAGGGAUUCCGACAAUUUCAACAUGACCUAAGCAAGUUACAGCAGUUUGUUGAAGUCAACGCUACCGCAUUUUCGAAGAUUUUAAAAAAGUGGGAUAAAUCGUCGAAGUCACGGACAAAGGAGCUUUAUCUUUCUAGAGCGGUAGAGGUUCAACCAUGUUUCAAUCGAGAUGUUAUAACAGAGCUCUCGGACCAGGCAACAACCAGCCUUCUCGAGCUAGAGGCUUGGGCAGAGGGGGAGAAUAUCUCUUUUGACAGAAAAGGGGGCGAAGGUGCUCUCACCGGGCGUUUGCUUGGCACAGACGAGAGCGAUGCCGAUGCCGAAUUUCUGAGAGCUAUCUUUUCCGAGAAUACUACCGUUUUGAAGGAGUGGAUAGCUCGAUUGGAGGGAUCUGGAAACGCGCGUGAGAAGGUCACUAGAGCCUUUCUUGCCGCUAUUCCCGAAGGUUCCGAGGAGUCACUUGGAGUGCUUAUGGAAACCAACCUAAUCGAUUAUCAUUCAGAGGAUGAGAUCAAUGAGAGAAAUUGUCUUCACGAAGCUGCAAACGCUGGUAGAAUGUCAAUUCUCAAGGUUGGAUUACAGCAAGGGGUGGAUGUUGCUCGAGCUGAUGUUUAUGGUCGAAUACCAUUACACUAUUCCUGCAUUCAUGGACACGUUGAAAUGGUACAGAUAUUGGUUGAUGUCAAGCCGUCGACGAUCGAUGCCAUGGACCACGAUAAUUUCACUCCGUUGAUACACGCUAUAACACAGAACAAACAGCAGUGUGUCUCUAAAUUGAUUGCCUGCAAUGCACGGAUAGAUCCGAGGCAUGAGCAGGACUAUAUUCCGCUCAACUUGGCCUGCCAGUAUGGCCUUUGCGAGAUUUCGGAAAUUCUCCUCAAACAUAAUGCUCGUAUCUUACCAGACGCAGAAGGCCUUUACCCCCAGCACCUAGUCGCAAGAUCUGGCGAGUCAGUACGGCUUCUGAUGUUACUAAAACAGUAUGGAGCGAACCUAAAUGAGGUGGACAAGUUAUUUCAAUGGACGGCUGUGUUCCAUGCUGCAAGCGAAGGGCAUGUAGAAUGCCUGAAAGCUCUUCUAGAGAGCGGUGCUAGGAGUGACAUUUUAGACGAGAAAGAGCUUUCUGCCAUGUAUUAUGCAGCUUGGGAGGGUCAUCUCGAGUGUAUGCAACUUCUUUCGGCAGCAGGUGGAGGACUUGGUAUCGUCGGAACCUUUCCUCAUAAACCAUCACCUGCUUCAAUUGCCUCAACGCAGUCUGGAACACAUAUGACUAUUGACUCCGACGGAAUUCCCGAUCUCUCUCUUCCCCCUCCCAUCCUUCCUCUGCGUCGAUAUGGGCACAAUUUCCUUGAAAACAAGACCUUCGUUCAGCUCACUUUCCACGAGGCGGGUACUGAGCCAAUACUCUUUUACCAGGACGACAAAUAUCCCGCAGCUAGACUCACUAUAUCAUCGAAGUCAUCGGAUCUCAUUCCCCGAAAUCUCCUCCUUCCUCUCAGCGAGGAUCUCAAAACAAUAUCCUUUCAAAUUGAUACAUUGGAUCAAUUUACCAUAGAUUUCGACAUAUACCCAACCUUUGGGUCUAAGGUGAUUGCGCGGACGAUUGCUUUACCGAAUACCUUUAGCUCAAGUAGCUCUGGUCAUUGUGUUUUGCCGCUUUUCGACCCUCGCCUUCGGGCUAUGGGGCGAAUAUCUUUCGAUUUCCAAAUAAUCAAGCCUUUCCAAGGUGUUCCACUGGAGAUAACCCAUUUUGCAACUUAUUGGAAAGCUACAAGUCAAUUUGAGUCUCACCCGAAUGCACUUAUUACUGGAUCAUCCCUAUCCGGAGAGUAUGUCCGUCUUUACAUCCAGCUCACCAGAGAUUGCGUUCCUGUAUUAUACCCUAGAUGGACAAUACCCUUCGGUGAGCUUGAGGUCCCUGUUUCUCAGGUUAGCUUCGCUCAAUUUCAAAAAGUUGGUGCUCAGUCUGGUGUGGGCAUCAAGCAAAAGCUAUUGGCAGUCAACAAUCUUUCGGAAGCUUAUCUCAUACUGGCAUACUCGUUUACUGGCCUCAACGAAGUUCUGUCAAUUCUACCCAGUGAGGUGCACCUUGACCUUAACAUUAUCUAUCCGACCUUUGCCGAAGAACAAGAGUAUGGAUUGACGGCCACGCCGAAUGUUAACACCUGUGUCGACGCUAUAUUAAAUACCGUAUUUGAUCAUGCCAGAGCAUUGAAGCAAACAUCACAUGAUUUAACAAGAUCUAUUGUCUUUUCUUCAUCGAAUUCCAAUGUUUGCACCGCGCUUAAUUGGAAGCAACCAAAUUACCCAGUGUUUUAUUGUAAUGAUCUUGGGAAAGAGCCAGGAGACGAUUUGAACGAAGUAGCCUCAAGCGCCAGGAGUUGUACGUCUAUCAAGGAGGCUGUUAGAUUUGCAUCGAACAACAAUUUAAUGGGACUCAUAUGUUCUUCUCGACUCUUAGAUAUUGUGCCGGCCCUUGCUCAGAGUGUAAAGGUCGCGGGCUUGGUGUUGGUUGCUCACACCGCAAAUGAUCCAUCCCCAGCUAUUCUCGCAUCUGUCGAUGGUGUUCUAAGGAAAGAAGGGGUUUUAAAGUUUGAGGAGACAAUUGAUAUGUGA